UGGUUGAGAACUAGCCUAUGUAUGCAAUGCAUGAAAACAAACGUGUUCUGCCAUUCAUUGUUUCUCCGUGUUGAGAGAAUGGAUCGCUUAACUGUGGCUGUGACAAUCCAAAUAAAUCAGUCUGUGCUGGCCUAGAUUCUCUAUCGACCCAAAUAAAUAGAUUGGGCUGAAAUUAAUUGGCAGGUCGAUGCAUUGGAAGCUUUUCUCACUGUCUCCCUCUUGGCACGCUGUCAGUCACAGUCCCGCAGUGCACGCGCUGUAUCUCUUUCUGUAUACAGGAAACUGCUCCAUGCGAUCGUCGGUCAAUUUGAAAGCGCGCGCGUGCUUGUGUAAAUGCUCAGGACAGUCCUGUGUUAUCGCUCCGGUGCUCCUGACGUAAGCGACUGGACUGUCAUUAAAAACAUUCUGCCGGUCGCUGUACGUUGCGCUGCACCAGAUGAAUAAAAUUCCCGGAAUGCAUACGCUAGCCACCUGCCUGUUAGUCGCUGCUGUUUCAUACUGGUACAGCACCGAGGUUCUGACAGCGCUCCGUCUGUUUAUUUCAGACUCAGCCCUCGGCGGGGACAUGCCGGAACCCGAGGGGAAUCGUCGGUCACCGCAAGGUGUCCCAUACACCGACCUGCCGCACAUCGUCAACGCCGAUGGACUGCACUUGUUCUGCCGUUACUGGGAGCCCGACAGUCCUCCGAAGGCUCUGGUGUUUGUUGCCCAUGGAGCAGGAGAGCAUUGUGGGGGAUAUGCUGACAUUGCUCACAGCCUGACCCAGCAUGGCAUUCUGGUGUUCGCCCACGAUCACGUUGGUCAUGGCCAGAGUGAAGGUGAGAGAAUGGAUAUCAAAAACUUCCAGAUUUACAUCAGGGACGUCCUCCAGCACAUUGACAUCAUGAAGGCCCGGUACCCCAAGCUGCCAGUCUUCAUCAUUGGACACUCAAUGGGAGGGGCCAUUUCCAUUCUGACCACCUGUGAGAGGCCGCAGGAUUUUGCAGGUGUGGUUCUCAUAGGCCCCAUGGUUCAAAUGAACGCUGAAUCUGCUACACCCUUCAAGGUUUUCAUGGCAAAAAUUCUAAACCGCUUGACUCCCAAACUCUCUCUUGGUUCGAUCGAGUCAAAAUGGGUCUCACGGGAUCCCAAACAGGUGGAGGCAUAUGAUACAGAUGAGUUAAAUUAUCACGGAGGGCUGCGCAUCUCAUUCGGAAUGCAGCUGAUGGAAGCAGCGGCUCGUAUCGAGAGAGAAUUACCCAACAUCACAUGGCCCUUCUUCAUUCUCCAUGGUGACGCCGACAAGCUUUGUGACAUCAGAGGUGCUCAUCUAAUGCAUAAUGAGGCCAAGAGCACUGAUAAAAAACUGAAGGUAUAUGAAGAAGCCUACCAUGCCCUGCAUCAUGACUUACCUGAAACAAUUGAGUCUGUCUUAAAGGAGGUGAGCACCUGGAUCCUGGAGAGACUCCCCGCCCCUCAUGGGUCUUAGCUGUCAAUCAUCGCAUGCACACUUGACUAAGCCCCACCCCUUGACUGAAUCUUUCAUCUCUACUGAAAAAGAGAUGUCUGAUUGCACUACAUGCCAACAAAACUACCCUCACUUUAAUCUACCUAGGUGAUAACAUA
Molecule: messenger RNA, 1605 nt
Organism: Cyprinus carpio (common carp)
Lineage: Eukaryota; Metazoa; Chordata; Actinopteri; Cypriniformes; Cyprinidae
Gene: mgll
Product: monoglyceride lipase
Cellular component (GO): membrane
Molecular function (GO): lipase activity
Source: RefSeq, a predicted model, not a curated record